CACUGUCCUGACGCGGAAGUCUCUCUUCUCUCUCUCUCUCGCUCAAUUUUUUUUCCCAACACCGCCAUUGCAGUGAGUCUGGGAAGGGAGAGAGAGCUUCCUGCUUUCACCGAUUAUGCCUCCUCCUCCUUCCAGACCAAGUCUCAACGGCGACAUCGGUCAUCAUAGACCUCCUCCGGUUGCUCAAACGGUGAGGCACCAGCAGCCGUAUUACCGGAGCUACUCGUCGUCAUCAUCGGCGUCGCUGAAGGGUUGCUGCUGCUGCCUAUUCCUUCUAUUCGCGUUCCUAGCUCUUCUGGUACUAGCGGUGGUGCUGAUCGUGAUACUGGCGGUAAAGCCGAAGAAGCCACAGUUCGAUCUGCAGCAAGUGGCAGUGGUGUACAUGGGAAUCUCGUCGCCGAAUAAUCCAAACCCUAGCGUUCUGGAUCCAACCUCCGCUUCCAUCUCCCUCACCAUCCGCAUGCUCUUCACCGCCGGCAACCCGAACAAAGUCGGAAUCAGGUACGGAGAGUCCAGCUUCACGGUGAUGUACAAAGGCAUACCACUGGGAAGAGCGACGGUGCCUGGAUUUUACCAGGACGCGCACAGUACGAGGAACGUGGAGGCCACCAUUGCCGUCGAUAGAGUCAACCUUAUGCAAGCUCACGCCGCCGAUCUCGUCAGGGACGCUUCCUUAAACGACCGAGUCGAGCUCACCGUUCGCGGAGACGUUAGUGCUAAGAUCCGAGUCAUGAAUAUCGAUUCCCCAGGCGUUCAGGUAUCAGUGAAUUGCGGGUUAGGCAUUAGUCCAAGGAAGCAAGCUCUGAUUUACAAGCAAUGUGGCUUUGAUGGCCUCAGCGUCUAAUUUCCAAACUGUAACAUAAUAUUUUAUAAUUCUACUGACCACUCCCAAAAACUGUGUGGAGGUUCAAAAAAGAAAAAAAGGUUAGAAGAUCCAGCCAAACUGGUAAAGAAACGGAACAGAUUACAUCUGGGAAAUUUUUGUUUGUGUUCCUUUUUACAAGCAGAAAUUAAAAUAGCAACAAUGUUGUUUAUCAAAGAUACUAAUCAGUAAUUACUCACUCUGCAAAUCCC
Eutrema salsugineum is the source of this 1074-nucleotide messenger RNA. RefSeq names its product NDR1/HIN1-like protein 2. NCBI's taxonomy places the organism in Eukaryota, Viridiplantae, Streptophyta, Magnoliopsida, Brassicales, Brassicaceae. The transcript is spliced from 2 exons. Gene Ontology annotation, cellular component: plasma membrane. Bases 116 to 844 code for a protein of 242 amino acids. The record is from RefSeq and is a predicted model, not a curated record.